Molecule: messenger RNA, 28910 nt
Organism: Pelobates cultripes (western spadefoot toad)
Lineage: Eukaryota; Metazoa; Chordata; Amphibia; Anura; Pelobatidae
Source: the annotation of a GenBank genome assembly
GACGUCACGGGGGAAGUGGGCGGGGUUAAACUAAGCCGGUGAAGGAUUGCCUGGCGGGAAGGCGCUGCGGAAGCAUCAGACAGUGGCCGAGAGCGGACACAGCGAGUCACUGCCAUUCUCUGUCCUGCUGUCACCCUCACGUCCGCCACCAUGCCGCCCACCGGCCGAGAGCAGCUGAAAGGCCGGGUCCAGGAGCUCAUCGACAGCAACCUGGUCAUGGUGUUCAGCAAGAGCUUCUGCCCAUUCUGCAUCCGGGUAAAGCAUGGAGGUGUCUGUGGGGGGGGGGUAAUGGGGUGUCUGUGGGGGGAUGGGGUUUGUGAUGGGCAGGAUGGUAUAAGCCUAGGAAUAGUCAGCCAUUGUUACUCCAACUCCCAUGACAGGCAGCCGUUCUCCUCACAUAGUAUGCCAAGCUCAGCCAUCCCUGGCUGCUAGAGGUGGAGGGCCACCUGGGGUUUCAUUUCUUUCCUGUUGGAGGCUUUGUUUUAACUCUUCCAGCACUCUGGGGAUCCAUUGGCAGCUAUGCUUACAGUGCUGUUGUAAGAGGAGUAUGUCCAAAAUGGUUCCAGAUAUGCCUGCCUGCUGUGCCGUAUACUAACUUAUUGUUACAGAUGUUUAAAUAAAUAUGUAUAGUUUGUGCUAUAUUCUUAGAUCUCUCUACAGCCCUUGGUGUCCAUUCCAUCCCCUGUUUAUGUGUUUGUGGAAAAAAACUAAAUAAUGAAUGUUCUGAUGUGUUCCCUUGUGCUCUGUAUAUGUGUGGUCAUGUGCACCAUAUUGUGUAUAUAUGAAGAGGCAAACAUAUGACCAAAUGUACUUUGGUUUAUGUUACCUGAUUUUCAUAGAGGAAAUGUUUUGCUCUUUUAAUGGACUUUCUCUGAAACAUAGAAUGUGACGGCAGAUAAGAACCAUUCGGUCCAUCUAGUCUGCCCAAUUUUCUAAAUACUUUCAUUAGUCCCUAGCCUUAUCUUAUAGUUAGGAUAGCCUUAUGCCUAUCCCACGCAUGCUUAAACUCCUUUACUGUGUUAACCUCUACAACUUCAUAUGGAAGGCUAUUCCAUGUAUCCACUACCCUCUCAGUAAAGUAAUACUUCCUGAUAUUAUUUUUUUUUUAAACCUUUGUCCCUCUAAUUUAAGACACUGUCCUCUUGUUGUGGUGGUUUUUCUUCUUUUAAAUAUAGUCUCCUCCUUUACUGUGUUGAUUCCCUUGAUAUAUUUAAAUGUUUCUAUCAUAUCCCCCCUGUCUCGUCUUUCCUCCAAGCUAUACAUGUUAACAUCCUUUAACCUUUCCUGGUAAGUUUUGUCCUGCAAUCCAUGAACCAGUUUAGUAGCCCUUCUCUGAACCCUCUCUAAGGUAUCAAUAUCCUUCUGAAGAUACGUCUCCAGUACUGUGUACAAUACUCCAAGUGAGGUCUCACAAGUGUUCUGUACAAUGGCAUGAGCACUUCCCUCUUUCUACUGCUAAUACCUCUCCCUAUACAACCAAGCAUUCUGCUAGCAUUUCCUGCUGCUCUAUUACAUUGUCUGCCUACCUUUAAGUCAUCAGAAAUAAUCACCCCUAAAUCCCUUUCCUCAUAUGAAGUGACACAUUAUUUCGUUGUGAAAUCAUAUUUCAGUUCGUGCUUAGGGUUCUGCCUAAAAAUGUAUGCUGAAACAGUACUUAUUCGGUUUGGUUUUUGGGGAGGGGUUUUUUUUUUUUUUUUUUUCUUCAAAUACACUAACACUGACAAGAUGGGGGAAAAAAAUUGUAUGAAAAUCUUACAUAGAAUUCAUUAAAAUGUAAUAGAAAUGUCAUAGCAUUUCUAUUGCUAUAGUGUUCCUUUCAGGUGAGCAUAUCUUCUGUCCACUUCUUCCCUGGAUCACUGCACACCUUUCGGGGUCUUUGCAAGAUGUGGAAAAAACAUGAAGGUAACUGAGCUCCUUUUAAAGGAACACUCUAGGUCAGCGUUUUGCCACUAGUAUUCCGUGGAAACCUAGGUUGCACUACAACAAAAUUGGGGUUCCGCUGCGAUUUGCUUGUCGGGUGGCCCAAGAAUUUAUGUAUGGGUAUCGCUAAACAGGGGUCAGUCACCGUGUCAGUCUAAGACUGCGACUGGACCCCUGUUGUAUUGGAUGCUGGUAGGAAGUAAUAGCGAUUCCUCGCAGACAGUGUGCCGGUUGGAGGGAGAGGGGGAGCAGCGGGGACUGAGCAGUACACUAGGGUCAGCCAGCAGCACUGAAGACCCUCCUGCAGAAAAAAGGUAAGUGAACAGCAAUUUUUCACGUGUUUACCUGUCAGUAUGUGUAUCUACCAAGGUGUGUGGAUCUCAGUAUGUGUAUCAGUGUGAAUGUAUCAGACACACACACACACACACACUCUCUCUCUGACAAAACACUAACAUACAGAUAUACACACACUGACAGAUAUACUGUGGUGGACCGCCUGGCACCCCAACUGGGUGCCUUCACCAAUCAAUGCUCCUAGUGCUCACCAAGUACUCCAAGCUCUCCACUAGACACCAUCAGCACUGUAGUCCUCACUUCCAGCGUUACAGCUUGGUUGGGGUCUUGCUGUCCUCUACCCACCCUGGACCCAAGACCAGGAUCCAGCUUCCAGUGGGUAGAUCUCUCCUCCAAGAGAGUGUAGCAAUAUGCUCUUAAAAGCAAGGGAUUAUAAUCCCAGGGGAGUAUAGUGAUAUAGCAAUUCACGGAGUGAUACAGCUGUUCUCCCCCACACAAGAUAACUCUAUGUUGAGGGUAAGCAGGAACUCGUUUAUUGGUAGCCACAACUGGCCUUAUAUGCAAGUCCCCAUGCAUCGGCACUCCCCCUGGACCUGAGAGUAAACCACAGCAGAAGCAAACACACGAUUACAUUGGUUCUCAGAUCCAGGACACUCCCAUACAUAAUGAGAAAAUCACUCCCCUGUGCCUGGGAGAUAAUUGGAUCAGGAACUGUACUAACUUCUCCAGGCAGAAAAACACACAUUUCAGCAGUACCUCGAAAGUACUCCUAAAACCCAUGGAAACCCCACUAACGUUACGUCCCCUGAUAACCCGAUCUGGAUGACCAACAUAUCAAAAAUUCACCCAGAUUGGUUCAGGGAUUCAGGAUUUCCAUGCAAGUCCAUAUCCUGCCCAAAAGAGUUCCAUGAAUUCAGGCUGUGCGGUCGUUCUCUUUCGGGAAAACCAAAUAGUCCAAAAUACCGAACAUAACAGUUCAUGGGUAGAUUCAGUCUAUGCCUCUCGUUCGGGAGCUUGCUCCCAACAAAUGCCGCUCUUCUCAUAAGAACACAACCGAACAUACUUGGAGAUGGAAGUCCCAGCGGUGUUCGCUCCGUCUAGUGUGUCCAAUUAUAGUUCCAUGUACUCGACUACCAAGCACCGUUGUAUGUGAUCGUGGCUAAAGAUGGCCGCUGUCACGUGUUCGCACAUACGAACGACAGCCACCCAGCUAACCACUUAGAAUGUUGCGGUUGAGGUAUUGAUAGGGGUCAAAAGAGUCAACAAGCAGCACACAACUGUUCUGUGUGAUCGGUCCGUUCGACAGUUAAUUCGGUAUACAAACAACAUUAGUCUGAUUUGUUUAACAAGCCCCAAAUACCGAACCAUACGGCGCCACCCAAAGACUGCUAACCCCUGCAGUAACCUUUAGUAUUUAGUGUCUCUUUACUGCACCACUGCAACUUUUGGAGUCUUUGCUGAGAUUUGUGUAUUCUGUUUUUCUCAUUUUUCUUGGCACGAUUUGUUUUUAUGAUUUUUGGGAUACUACCAUAUUGCCAGGCUGCUUGUUUUAUUGGGAAAGCAUAUCCUUUAACAAACUUUGUAUUUUCACAGGUUAAAGAACUUUUCACAUCGCUAGGCAGAGAAUACAAUGCUCUUGAGCUUGAUGAAUGUGGUAAGUUUUCUAUACCGAAAUACGUUCUUAUGAAGCAAGUGCUGCCAUACACUAAUUCAGUGCUUCUUUUUGAGAAGUAUUGUAUUGGUAGAGUGUGUGCCAUAAGUCUGUGUUGCUUCUCUAUGAAAAGCAUCAGAUUGAACUGGAGAAUAUUAUUGCAUGUUGAUUAUCUCGCAAUGGAUCAAUGAGGAGACUAUAAUCUUGAUUACAGAUGUGUUUAAAAGGACACUUCAAGCACCAUAAACACUAAGGUGUGGUUAUGGUGCCUGGAGUGCCCUUACACCAGUCCCAGUGUAAAUAAUCAGCACGCUGAAGAGGUAAUGGUGCGUGGAGUGUUCUUUUAAAAAUACGUGAUCUAUUUAUUUUAAUUACAGCAAUGGGCUGUAGUAAUUUUAAAUAAAGGGACACUAUAGUCACCAGAACAACUACAGCUUAUUGCAUUUGUUCUGGUGAGUAGAAUCAUUUCCUUCAGGCUUUUUGCAGUAAACACUGUCUUUUCAGAGAAAAUGCAGUGUUUACAUUACAGCCUAGGGAUAACUUCACUGGCCACUCCUCAGAUAGCUGUUAGAGAUCCUUCCUUGGUCAUGGCUGCCUAAAAUGCAUCCAAACAUUCAGUAUCUCCUCCCUCUGCAUGCAGACACUGAGCUUUCCUCAUAGAGAUGGAUUGAUUCAAUUCAUCUCUAUGAGAAGAUGCUGACUGGUCACAGCUGUGUUUGACUUGCUCUGGCUUUGCCCCUGAUCUGCAUCCUUGACAGUCUUGGCCAAUCCUAUAGGGAAGCAUUGUGAUUGGCUCAGACCACCAUUUGUGAUUAUGUCAGCAGGUCUGAGGCAGAACCAGCAGCUGCAGACUUGAAUACAAGUAAGAUUUUAAAAUUUUGGGGGGCACCAGGGGGGCUAGAUGGUGGUUUAUAGGGUCAAAAAUAUACAAUUGUGUUCCUGACACUAUAGUGUGCCUUUAACCCCUUAAGCAGAGUAAGUGAUGAGAACCGCACCCAAUCCCAACGGCCAAGGGUGCUCCAGAGCAGGACCAGCAAUCCCAGUACAAUAAUCCAAGAGGAAAAAACUCACAGGCACUCCAACUUCAAGCCGCAGGCAGAUUUAUUAUGACAGAAUGCAACGCAACCCCUUAAGGACACAUGACGUGUGACAUGUCAUGAUUCCCUUUUAUUCCAGAAGGUUGGUCCUUAGGGGGUUAAAAAGGUACACAUCUAAUAUAUAUAUUUUUUAAUGCUCAAGCGCUCCUGUUUAUUUAGUCUUAAAAGAAUACUAUAAGCAUCAAAAUAUCUUUAACUUAAUUAAGCAGUUUGAACAGUGGACAAGAGCUAUACACCCAAUUACCUGCUAUUUAGGAGUUAAAGGGAUUCUACAGUGCCAGGAAAACAAAGCAGUUUUCCAGGCACUGUAUGUUCUUACAGUGCCCCCCUCCUGUGGCAUUAAAGGGGUUAAAACGUCUUUAGCCACUUACGUGAAUCGAGCACCGAUGUCCCUCGGCGCUGGGUCAGGCUCCGACAGCAGCCAGCAGGGGAGACCUAAUGCGCAUGUGUCAAUGGCCUCGCUCGCGUUAGCAUUUCCUCAUAGGCAAUUUUAAUCACACACAAGAGGCUCCUACAAGAUCUGAAAGGCUAUUAACAGUGCAUGAUACAAGAGGUAUUUUUUUUUAAUUAAACUAUGCAAUAGAGGUAGUUUAAACAUUGGGUCUCAUUUUACAGGGAGUUUUUAGGAAAGCUGUGCAAUUUACAUGCAGUGAGUUGGGAGUAGGGCUGCAUAAACAAAGUGAUUUUACUCGUAAAUGGCAGAGAAUUGAGCAGAGAGCCUGCAUGGGAAGGAUCUAUACACCAAAACCACUUUAUUAAGCUAAAGUUGUUAUGGUGACUAAUCUCUCAAGUGACUCUAUCCCCCACACUUUCAGGGAUUCUGAAAUGUAUACUUUAAGGCUCAAGUCAAUACUGAUGUAUCUUUCCUGUUUUUUUUUGUUUUUUUUCCCACCAUUCCUAAUGAAACAGUGCGAUGACCUUAGCAAGCCUUUCUUUUGUAUUCUAAGUUUCUUACUAACUGGUCAAAUAUGAUUGACUUGUUAUAUGUAUGCAAGAGAGUGUUGGUGUAGGACAGCUGUGUUAUGACAGAAUUGUGGCAGUUUGUUUUUCCUCUCCACUCUGUUUUUAUUUUUUGUAUGUGUUCAUUGUAAAUCAUGCUGCUUAUCAAAGGAAAACAAAAGAGCUAAUUAUCUAGUGCAUGUAGUCAUGGUGGCUCAAACUCGCCAGUCCAUGUAGCAAUAAAAUUAGUUUAUUCACUAAAGUGAACAGGAUUUCAAGGUGAAUUUCAAAUUAAAGGCUAAAAUAGCAGAAUUUAAAAAAACUUUCCAGUUAAGGUGUGCUUCCAGUUCAAUUACUUUGGCCUUAGACCAUUCUUUGCAUUCGGGAUACGGUAAUUCUCACUUUAAUAUCACUGUUAAAGGGACCCUACGGACAGAGCACUUUAGCUUAGAGAGUGUUUUCUUUGGGCAGGAGUGUUGCUUUAAUGUUUUACUUAAUGCCUUUUGUAAAUACGUAAUUAAAUGCCUUUUGUAAAGAUGUCUUUAAUCACUACUAGUCUACAUUAUACAUUCUAUUAAAAUAUGGAAGCUAGUAAAAAGGAAAAGAGGUUUUGCCUUACCAAAUGCUCUUUCCAAGGUUUCUAGUAAUACUCAUAUUUUUUUAUUUAUUUUAUAUAUAUAUAUAUAAAAAUAUAUUCAGAAAUUGUACUAAGCUUUACAGCUAUUUGGGUAUUGCUCUGCAUGUCUAGCAUUUUCACCAGUCAGAUCAGUUUGAAGUGAAUAUGCUGCUUAUGUGACUUGGUUUAAAUAGGACAGGGGCAUGCAAAUACUGGUAUUUCUAAUUUGAAACAAAUGGGAUCUAUACACACAUUGUUGCUUUGCUACUCCUAUAGGGUUCUUAGUGAGAACAGUAAUUGUAUUUUACCUCUUGGCCACUUGGUAAUUUAAUCAGGUGACAGGAGGCAAAGUGGAACCCAAAUGGGUAAUACAGAAGGUGCUUCUAAGAAAUCAGGUUCACCAGCUUCUUAUUCUGUUGUUCACAAAUCUGGUAGUUUUGUUUGUACACUGUUUGUAAUGAAGCUAUCUUGUUAGAUUCACCAUAUUUUCAACAAACUGUACUGAUCUGUACUGUGUUUUUUGCAUUUUAGACGAUGGCAGUGAUAUUCAAGAAGUCCUUCACGAACUUACUGGGCAGAAAACUGUCCCUAAUGUUUUUGUUAAUAAAACCCACGUAGGCGGCUGUGAUAAAACACUUCAGGUAAAAUCUACUUCUGAGUGAAAAGCGUCUGAAACCAUUCGCGACACGUUGACAUGUUUCUUUGGUCUUCUGACUAACUGUUAACAUUGUUUUAUGUGACUAUUUCUCAUGCAAAGAUAUUUUGUAGUUAUAUGGAAAUCAUACAUUUAUACAAUGCCAUCUGCUCAUGUGUCGCCAGUAACAGUAUCUAACUGUUGUGGAUUCUGGAUCUAAGCAGCCCUGGGUAUAACCAUUGGUGCUUUUUUUUAUUUAUUUUUUAUUUUAUUUUUUUUGAAAGGUCCAAGCACCAUAAUCAAUACAGUGCAGUUGACCUUUUAUCUUGGGCUCCGCUUCCUGCCUCUCAUUUUUCCAUACGGAGAGCUAGAAGAUCCUGCUAAGAGCUUCCAUGAGCUCUUCUGAGCUAAUGUUCUGCAGCGUUGGGUUUAGCGAGAGAUUUCAGGCUGCAGAAAAGCAGGGAAUGUAGUUACACUAUUGGCAGAAGGUUUGACCACUUACAGGUUGCAGCGUGCAGUAGUGGUGCUUUGAGUGCUUCAAUAAUUGUUCUUGCAAAUUUCUCCUUCUAUUAAGAGAGCAGCUAGCACACAUAUAACUCCUGUAAUGGCAUUUCACUAUAUGAGCAGCCCUCAAGUCAUAAAAUCUAAACUGCAUGCUUGCCUAAUAAAAAUAAAUAUAUAUAAAAAAACUGUAUGUAUGUAUGUAUACACAGUUUUUUUUUUUUUUGUGCUGAAAAAGCCCCACUUGGCUUAUACUCGAAUCAAGGUCUUUAUUAUGGCAAUCUACAUUGCCAUAAUACAGACCAGGACCGGCAGCAAGCUGUUACUCACACUGUGAGCUGAAUGGAGCUGCUACAAAAGGUAAGUCUCGCAAGACCCGUGGCCAUCAGAGCGUUGCCACGGGUUAGCGUGGCAAUGCUCCACGCAGACAGCGAGACUUACACUGGGAGGUGAACGGAGCUGCUACAAAGGUAAGUAACAGCUUGCUGCCGGCCCCUCCCUGCACAGCCCAUGCCACUGGACCACCAGGGAUUGCUAUACCCUCUCUCCCUGGCCAGGUAACAAGCAGGGAGGGAGGACCAAAAAAAAGGGGGGGGGAGAAUGAAAAAUUUAAAUAUGUAAAUAAUAAACAUGCCCUCCCCCAACCCAGUAUACAAACAUACACACUGUAUCAUAUACACACUCUGUGUGUGUGUGUGUGUGUAUGUGUGUGUGUGUGUGUGUAUAUAUAUAUAUAUUCACACACUCUGCAAACAAAUAUUCAAUUAAUGUAAUUUUAUUGGGAUCUAUUUUUAUUUAGAAAUUUACCAGUAGCUGCUGCAUUUCCCACCCUAGGCUUAUACUAGAGUCAAUAAGUUUCCCAUUUGUUUGUGGUAAAAUUAGGGGCCUCGACUUAUACUAGAGUAUAUGCAGUGUUUGUAUCUCUCUCUCUCCUUUAACAGCAGGUGUAGCUCAGUCCUGUAUAGAUUAGACUUAAUGUCUUGUAUAACUGUCAUAUCCAAAAUGAGUUUUCUUAGAAAUGAAAUGAACCUGUUGCGCUUGCAUGUUAUCUAUCUUGUGCAGAUGUCACACUAAUGCAUAUGCACAAAGGCCACCUGUAAAGGAAAAAUAAUAAAAUCCGUAAUUAAUAUGCAUGCAUAAAUAAACUCAUGUUUAUUUUGUUUUGUUUUUUCAUAUGUGAACACUAACGCUAGGACCAGUGAAGGGGAACACCUGUAACAGCAGUAGUGCAAAUUGUUUUUUUUUUUUUCUUGGAAUAUUGCAAGAGUUAGAUUUUUCAGAAACAACUUGGUUACUGAUAAAACGCUUGAUCAGAGCAAAGUCUACAUUUGUUACUUGAGUCAUCAGUGCAGGUUAUUCAAUUAGUGGGGUUUGCCUUUUAUUUUUAGAUGAAAUCUACAUGGAUGGUGCAUUUAGUACAACAUUGGAAUACUUUGUUUCAUACAUAUGUUAAACAUUUUUGAAAACAGAAUUUUAGUAUAACCCUGAAGUUGUCAAUGAAAGUGCUGUUAUUGGCACCCCCAUUUUCCUCCUAGCUUUUCUGUGGUGUGCACCAAAUUUGCAGAUUUUAGUCUUUUUACGGGGCAAUUAUUCCUCAUUGAGUGCUGUUUGACUCAAAUGAUUUACAGAAAUGAGGCCAGCAAAUUGAACAGAUUGAGACAUUUCAAAAAUAAAUUUCAAUGUCCGCUGGUUAGGGCAGAGUGUAAGUGUCCCUGGACAAAAUAUAUAUAUAUAUAUAUAUAUAUAUAUAUAUAUAUAACAAUGUCUCUUCCAGAUGCUAGGGAACCAGGACAAUCUCGUAAGUGGGCUACUAGAACAAACCAUUCCUGGACAUAAAGUGAGAACCUAGACCUGCUUCACUGAUACAACAGCAGGCCCAAUAAGAGGGGCUACAUGAAAUAUGUUUAGACUAUGUGACUGAAUAAGAGACAAUCAUCUAAACUAAUACCAAAACAGCUAGUUACACAACGCUUCAACAUAGUGAAGAGCAAACUAGUGUCACAGCUGAAAUUAGGUGGACUACACAAAAUAAUAUAAAGGGGCCAUGAGGAAAAAACUUCCAUACCCCCACCUUUACCUACAGAGAAGGAUGUGGAAAGUUUAAAGGAUCACUAUAGUGUCAGGAAAAAAAGCGUUUUUUCUGACACUAUAGUGGCAUGAGGGUGCCCCCAAAACCCCUUCAGCCACUUACCUUAUUCCAGGGCCGGGCUCCCUCGGAGCUUGGGACCUCUCCUCCCCGUCCGUGACUGGGACCUCUCCUCCCCGUCCGUGACUGGAGCCACUAAUGCCUUAAAGGGACACUAUAGUCACCCAGACCACUUCAGCUCAUUGAAGUGGUCUGGGUGCCAUGUACCUCACGUUUUAACCCUUCACAUGUAAACAAAGCAGUUUCACAGAAACUGCUAUGUUUACAUAGCAGUUUUCAAAGUGUCUAUAGGAAAGCAUUUCUCAAUGCUUUCCAUCGCGCAGAGCUUCCACAGGAGUCGAAAUUCGCCUCCAGCGUCGCAGAUGUGCCCCUAGUGGCCGUCCGGAAGACAGCCACUAGAGGCCGGAUUAACCCAAAAUGUAAACAUAGCAGUUUCUGUGAAACUGCUUUGUUUACAUGUGAAGGGUUAAAACGUGAGGUACCUGGCACCCAGACCACUUCAAUGAGCUGAAGUGGUCUGGGUGACUAUAGUGUCCCUUUAAGGCAUUAGUUGUAGGAGCACUCAGGGGUGUAGCAACCAAAAUAAGAGUGGCUGCAGCAGAUUCCAGGAGACAUCUGAGAUCUCUGUGUAGAAGAGGGCAGUUCUAGGAACAUUUGAGAUCUUCGCUCUUUUAGAAACAUUUAAGAUACUGCGCAAAAUCCUUAUUUUUCCCAGGCCACUGGUAGGGGACCUGAGAAUGAGGAAUACACAAACAAACCACCCAGAGGGGAUGAGAAAAAAAGUAUAUAAUUAUAGAUAAUAUGGUAAGUCAAAGCAGUUGCUUUAGUCUUUCAGUAUGUUAAAUCUCCCCAAGAAGUUGAUCUGCAGCCCUGAGGUUGAAACAGUGGGGUGUAUUCACUAAAUGCUACAUGGUAACCAUAUAACUGCUAAAUGUGGUUGUGUUGUCACAAAAGGCAAAUGUGGUUAAGUUCAGAUACUUGUUGACCCAGCUAUUCACAAACCGCUGAAUUGCAUUUUGAGUUGUUCCAAUUUCACUGAUAUAGACCAGGGAAGUGUUUCUAAAAUUCUAAGUCUAUGUGAUGCACUUAUACAAGAGGAUGUUUCCGGGUAGCAACAAUGAGAACCAUCUGAAAAGAGAAGGUAUCCAUUCAGCUCAAUUUUCUUCAUUUGUGCAUACAGUGAAAUGACAACUAAAUGCAGGAGAAUUUAGCCAAAUUAGGAAAAGCAAAGAGACCCCAAGGUAUUUAUGGUUUAAAGGACCACUAUAGGCACCCAGACCACUUCAGCUCAAUGAAGUGAUCUGGUUGCCAGGUCCCUCUAGUUUUAACCCUGCAGCUGAAAACAUAGCCGAUUCAGAGAAACUGCUAUGUUUCACUGAGGGUUAAUCCAGCCUCUAGUGGCUCUCACUGACUGUCGCUAGAGGCGCUUCCGCGAUUCUCACUGUGAAAAUCACAGCGAGAAGACACUGGACGUCCAUUGAGUAAUGCUUUCAAAUGGGUUGUUCGAAUGCGCGCGCGUUUCUUGCUGCGCAUGCACAUUCAGAUCUGACGGGGGGUGGAGAGUUCCCCAGCUCAGAGGGAGCCUGGCGCUGGAGAAAGGUAAGUGGCUGAAGGGGUUUUAACCCAUUCAGCCCAGAGGGUGGGGAGGACCUAAUGACCCUAUACUGCCAGGAAAAAAAGUUUUUCCUGGCACUAUAGUGCUCCUUUAAUGUAAGGGUAUCUUUGGCACCCCAUAGGCCUGAGAGCUUGCUCCAUGUUAGUCAUUAUUUUGAUAGGUUGUAUCCCCUUCUGGUGCUUCUGUUUUGACUUAUAAAGGUGUUCGCUUUCCACAUACAGACUUGUUUUUAUUGUUCCCUUUUCUUUUAAAAGUUAACUUUUUUUUUUUUUUUUAACAUCUGUAUGUGUAAAAUGUUCGUGGACUGAACCAUUUCUGACUGCACGGACCUGUAGCUUUUGUUUAAUAAACUAUUUAUUUGUUACAGGCUCACAAGGAUGGAACCUUGGGGAAAUUAUUUGAUGAAAACCAUAUAAAGUAUGAUUAUGAUCUUAUAAUCAUUGGUGGUGGCUCUGGAGGACUGGCAUGUUCAAAGGUACAGUAUGUGUAAUUUAUAUUGUACUUCACACUAUCUGCUCUUGCUAUUAUUUAUUAGAACUUGAUUUGGGAGUAGACAGAACGUGUUUUUGUUUGUGUGUGGUGGUUUUUUUUUGUUUGUGUGUGGUGGGUUUUUUUUUCAAAUUUGAAAACUGCAUUAAUUCUUUAUUACUACAUUGGAAACCCAGCAACUAUGUAAAUCUUUGUUUAAGAAACGCACUUUGUACCAAUCCAAACACAAACCUAAUUUCGUGCCUUGAUUUUGCAUUUUCUAGUUUGUGCUGGUUGAAUGUUAACCAUUUUCAAGCCCAACAAUGUUGGAACUCUCACAAUAAUUAUGGAUUUGCCUACUCCUUAAAGGAUUUAAACUCACAACCAUAUCAGAGCAUUGUGUGAAAUGAUUAAUAUGAAUAUGAUUCCAUUCUGUACAGUGAUUAUUACUUUGAAAUAUUGCUUGUAACAUAGGAGUUUGAAUUGUGGAUAGACUGUGCUGUCUCUGAUAUCUGGCAUCCUGAUUUUAGUAUCUUCAUCUACCUCUGAUCACGCUUAGCCAUAUUGCACUGGUCCAUCAUGGGUACUGAAAUAAACAGUGGCUCAAUAUCUGCUGUUUGUUUACAUGGUGUAAAGUUUACAGCUUUCUUUCUAAAUACUGACCAUUAACAGUAUGCUGUAUGAUGCCUCUGAACCUAGUUUUGCUUGUUGAUUAAAAAAACAUACUCCUUGUUGAGGUUUAAUUUUCUUUUGUUUCUCUUGUUUGCAUAGGAAGCAGCUGCCAUGGGGAAAAAGGUCAUGGUUCUAGAUUAUGUUGUACCCACACCUCUUGGCACUUCAUGGGGUAGGUAAACACUACUUUUUAAAGAUGGUUAAACUAGUCUUUGAUCGUUAUUAUCUAGUUCUUGAUGUGAAUGUGAAGUUUUUUUUGUUUUUGUUUUUUAAUUCUUUUCUGUGCAUUGAGAAAUGUAACAAAACAUACCUGUGCUGCCUUUUCAACAUAGGCAGAUUAGUAAACGGCAUUGUUUUUGCCAUGGAUCAGAAUUGGUCCAUAUGUUUUACAGUUAUAACAUAACAGGAGCGUAAGAUUGGCAGCAAGCAUAUAGUGUGUGUCUUAUUGUUCUAUGGUUGGAGGAGCUAACCUGCGUCGUAGUAGUCGGGGAGAACUUUGUGGUCGUGUUUCUGCACUUUUUUCUUUUUUUCUAAUGGGUCGAGUUUGCCCAUGCGGUAGGUUCCCAUAGGGUGGGAUGGUUGUAUCUGUUGAUUGGGUCCUUUUGAGUGGUUAAGUGGCACUUCUCUCGGCUGUUUGGGUGAUUGCGAAGUUCUGGCGUUCAUAACUGGUUAAAUUGGUAUAUGUACGUCUGUGCCUGAGUGUGGGUUUUGUGUCGUGCUUGCUAUGCUUGGAUUAGUAGGUAGUGUCGACCCCUAACCUAAGAGGGUCACGGGGGUUGGGAGUACGUCUCGGUCUUUGUAUGGAGAGUUAUUAAUAAAACUUUGUAUUUCGUAGUGAUAGGGUGAGCUCAGAGAAGGGAAGAGAAUAGCAGAGCAGAGGGGACGAAUGGUACAGUUCUUUCUGGGUCCCAUGAGUGUGGGGCUGGUGUUGUUCCCGGUGCUGGGGCGUUCUGUAUUAGUCACAAUUUUUGGAGGGGCGCCGGGGCUUCCUAGAGUGAGAUGAGUUUUAGAACACCUUCUCUGCUGAAUACCGCCAGGGUUCUUGGCAGCAGCCAUCUGUAUUCUCCGUUCCCCUUCCACAGGUGUUCCGUUACGUUGCUCAAGGACUUUCUCCAGAGUAGGGUGCUCCGCGUGAUAUCCUGGAAGAAGGUAAGUUGUGAGGCUUCGAAGGCCAAUGGUGUCUUGUCUCUCACUGCUGCUAGUAUGCGGCGUUUCUGUCAUGGAAUGGCAGCGGACGAUUAUGUCCUUUGGAGCCAUUGUGGGUGCCCUUUUCUCUUUAUUAAUGCGGAAGUGGCUGUCAAAUUCCAGCUUUUUGGCUUGCGUAUGUGGCAGUAUUGUGGCCGUGAGUCUCCUCAGGUACUGUGGUAAUUCUGAUGAUCCCUGCGUCAGGGAUACCCCGGAUCUUAAUAUGUGUGUGCCUGCUGCAUCGGUGGGUAGCCCUGGGAGCCCUGAGGUUGUAGCUAUGGGUCCCGCAAGUCGAUGGGGGCCCCCCCGUACCUGAGAUGCGCGGCGGAUUGUCUGUUGGUGCUGGGGAGCUGUGGAUAAUGGCGUCCAUUCGGCUCCGUGGUUAAGCUCCGCCUCUCGAAUGUGAAAAGUUUUAAAUACUUUUUUAUUAAGUUUAGUUGACUGGGAAGCCCGCUUUCAACACAGCCUCGUACAGCAGACACAAGAAUACAGUGGUUGCCAGUGAGGUGUAAUCAAGUGAUCUCUGCCACACAGGCUUGUUUUUGGAUUGUAUUUAGAAUGCAACCUGACAAGUGUGGCAGAUGGUAUUUGUGAGGAGGAAAUAGCUCUGUUUUGUGGCCCCAUAUAAACUGCUUAACUUUCCAAGGUUUUAAUUGUUGAUAUAGGUUGUUCAUGAGUCAUUCCUCCCACAAUCUCUUUGCAGUAGUAGAAAGCACUACACUCUUUGGUUCUAUUCUGGAACAGAUUAAGUUAACAAGUUGAUUUUUGUCAAUUAAUUUUCUUGAAUUCCAACAUGUUAAUGUAUUAGUGAUGAAAUGGUUGUAUAGCAUUACUAUACCUUUCACUCAUCACUGCUGGCUUCUUGUUCCAUUUCCUACUGCAAAUAGCCCAUUUACAGAUUUUUUUUUUUUUAAUUUUUUGAUUUUAUUUUUUAUUUUUUUAUUUUUUUCAUUCAAUCUUUUGUAGGACUUGGUGGUACCUGUGUUAAUGUUGGAUGCAUUCCCAAGAAGUUAAUGCAUCAAGCUGCAAUCCUAGGACAUGCCCUUAAAGAUUCCAGGAAAUUUGGAUGGGAAUAUGAAGAAAAUGGUAAAUUUUAGCUAUUCAAUCUCAGGAUGGACAUUAUGUUCCUUUUCCAAUAAUGGGAACCCAAUUUUGGGUCUUGACCUAGAGUUUAAAGCCACUUUCCUAUAUGUAGGCUAUGUUCCCCUUCAUAUAUACAUGAUUUAAGUCCUAUUUCUUCUUUUUAAAUUAAUUUCAUUUGGUAUCAUGCAUAUAUCACAGUCUGGCAAGUAGCCAGACACAUGCAGCACUAUCACUGUGAAACCUUUGCAUUUUUCAAGUGGAAUCAGUAUUUACAAUUAUUUGGUUAAAGUUUACAGUAGGGAUACAUUUAUUAUGUGGACACAUGGUUUGUAUUAUUUGUAAGAGGUCAUAAGAUUUAAAGGUUUAGGCUUAGAGUACUUAAUUUUGGGAUGAAGGAAAGAGUUUGAGUAGGUUUUAGCAAAGUACUUGCCUUCCUAUGAUUGAUAGUACAGCUUUAGCAGCUGUUAUACGGUGUGCAUCACUCAAUGCUGUCCCUGCAUGGCGCACUUCCUUUGUGAGAGACUGUUAGUGGGAAAAUGGGGAGAUGAUCACUUCCUGUCCAGCCUCACACACAGACACUGGGGGAGCUGGAACAGCAAUGAGUUUUACACCCUCUGUAACUGUUCCUGUAGCUCUAUCAAGCAUAGAAUGCUGACUGGACUACAAAGGACACUGGCCAAGGUUCCUGGUUCCUAUCUCCCCUCACCAGCCCAGCUAAUCUCCAAAAAGGCACAUUAUACGUGCCCCCAUGAGGAUAGGUGUCUGCAUGAAGAAUAAUACAAAGGUUGGGAUAUAGCCAGAUUCUAAAACAAAUACAAACCAUACAUAGUGAUGUAUAGUUUUAACUGUGACACUCGGCAGUAAUAGAUUGCACUCACAAGAUGGAAAUUCAAGAAUCUCCUGAAAGCCCAGAACAGGGCUGCAAUGGUCCGCUCUCCACCUUGGGUAGUAAUGGAUAGUCAGCAGGCACAGGAACUUCAAAGGAUGGAGUCAGGAAUCCGGUACAAAAUGGGUAUUUUAUUAGGCACAAAACACCGAUUAAAAAUAUAUAGUAAAAGCAAAUACAAAAGUAUAAAUAAAAUAUCUGUGGUGUCUGCAGACAGUGCCUACUCUGCCUAAUGGGAAAUCUGGCACAGAAGGCACCAUUGUGAAGAAAUGGAAAAUGAUUUGUAAAGAACCCAAAUCUUGUUGUUAUCAUCCUCGUUAGAGCAACUUUGUAUUUAAAGUAUUUAAGUGACAUCGGUGUGUUUAGAAGGGAAAUCCUAGUUCUCUGAUGUUUAAAGCAAUGGCAUGGUACUCUACCAAACAUUGAAAGGUACACUGUAGGCACUAUCUGCUUAAUCUCAUUGAACUAAUUAGUGUCUGGAGUCCACUGGUGCCAACGUUUCAGGGUUAAACAGUUUGUAAUGUUUUCAUGAAGCGGUCCCUUCCACUCUUUCCUAGAAUUAAUGAGGUAAUUGGACAGCUGUGAUUUGGCUGGUGACUAUUAACAAAUUAGAGUGCCCACUGCCGGUAUGAAUGGCUAUGACUUCAAGCAAGUGUAUAAUCUCUGCCUUCCGCACACCUCAAGUAGGGAAUGUACUGUAGGUGAACAGGGAGCCUUAUUUAGUGUUGAACUUCUUAUAAAUGAUUAAAAAGUCAUACUAUCAUAACAAAGUGUGAUGGUGUGAAACCCCAUUCUAUGUUUUGCUUUCAGUUCGACACAACUGGGAUACCAUGAGAGAUGCAAUCCAGAGCUACAUUGGUUCCUUGAAUUGGGGUUACAGAGUUGCACUGCGUGACAAAAGCGUCAGAUAUGAAAAUGCCUAUGGAGAAUUUGUUGAACAGCACAAAAUAAAGGUUUGUGUGUGUGUUGUUUUUUUUUUGUUUAACCCAAUUAACAAUUGGGUCAUUUGCCUCUGCGGUUGAUGGGAAGUUUAAUUGCCAGACUGUCUACAUCUGUUCAGUUUGAUGCUUUAGUGCAAUGUGGAUCCACUUUCUCAUAGUUUUAGAUAAACGUAGUCCUUGCAUUUGUAAUAUUGCAGCCUGAAUGGUUAAUUUCUAUUUUGAUGCAAUGUAAUUUUUUUACAAAUAGGCAACAAACAAGAAGGGGAAAGAGGCUUUCUACACAGCAGAGAAAUUUGUAGUAGCAACUGGUGAGAGACCCCGAUAUUUGGGUAUACCAGGUGAUAAGGAAUACUGCAUUACAAGGUGAGAUUCCAGUGGCAAAUACUAAGUUUUCAUCUCUUCCGUGCAAUAACUGUUAAAAUUGUGUCAUGCCAAAUCAGGAUAUUAGAAAAUUUAAUUUCACUAUCUGGGGUGUAUUUAGUGCAUAGGUAGUCAACCUGGUCCCUACCGCCCACUAGUGGGUGUUUUGGGAUUUCAGGUGGGCGGUGGUGGGUUCUGUAGAAAACUCCUGUUGGGCCUAGUUGGCCGUGAACCAAGCACACUAUACUAAAAUAUUUAGAAUGGAAGUGUUUUUUUUUUUUGUACAGCAAUGGUGGAAAUCUCAAGUAAGUUGAGAGUGGAUGAGUUAAGAGUUCAGAUCAGGAUUGCAAAAACUUUCUCUUAGCUGUAAAGCAAAAAGAAAAUCCUCAAACAUUUUCUUAUCUUAUCAGUCUUGUUAUAAAAAUAGUUUAAAUUCCUUUGUGGGAGGGGCAGGCAGAAGUGGUGAAAUUAACUUGUGGAUUAUGAGGAAAAAGCAGUAAAUGUUGGGUAAGAGGUAAAGCAACUUGUAUUUUUUUUUUUUUUUUUCUUGUGUAAGCUUGCAAUAAAUCUGGAAUGCUUUAUGUUGCAUUCUCUGCUUUUGCAGUUUUAUUCACAUAUGCAACUUUAUGCUAUUGUACUAUAAAGUGUCUCUUGGUUCAUUGGCUGAGAGCACCCAUCUGAUUGCUCUCAGCCAAUGAGCUAAGCCCUGCACUGCCAGGCUUAGCUCAGAGCUGUAAAUGUCCGGUUGGCAGGAGGCAAGGAACAGACACCAAGUAAGUCAAACUAGUUGGUCUGCUUACCUUGGGGUGGGAUGCUUCUGUUGCCAUAACCAUUGCUGCAUGCAAGUAUGGUGUGUUCAUUUCUAAGACGGCUGUUGGGUCUUGUUUAUACAUGGGUUAACAUGGCUGAUGUGUCUUCGGAGUAAACCCUGAAUAAGGUAUGCCCACAAUUCUUUGUCAACAAGGAGAGUACAUUAACAUUCUGUGCCAUGAAUUUGACAUGCAGUUUGGUGACACUUUAUUUUAUUAAUUUGAAAAAGCUAAUUUUUCCCUUUUUCAAUUUUUAAAGUGAUGACCUGUUUUCCCUGCCCUACUGUCCUGGAAAGACACUAGUUGUUGGUGCAUCAUAUGUAGCUUUGGAGUGUGCCGGAUUUCUUGCUGGUAUCGGCUUGGAUGUCACUGUUAUGGUGCGAUCUAUAUUUCUCCGUGGCUUUGACCAAGAGAUGGCAAACCGAGCUGGAGAUUACAUGGAAACACAUGGAGUGAAAUUCAUCAAACAAUUUGUGCCUACUUCGGUAUGAAACUGCUAGUUUGCAUCUUUCCCAAAGAUUAUUGAACUAAUUUAACCUUUUCCUGAUGAUAUCCCAAGACUUUUAAUAUAUUCUGGUGAAGACUUUAAAUAAGCUGAAAACUGACAACGGCUCGAGUAGCAUGCCUUUUAGUUCUUCCCUGCUAAUCACUUAUAGAGAUUCAUAGCUGUUUAAUCCAACUCACAUAGGCAAUUCAGAUAUGAAAUACCAAGUGAUUCCCUCUGCAUGAGAAACAGUGCAAACCCAGACAAUCGCUACACCUCGCUGACUAGGCCCAAAAAUGGUCAAAAAUAUUAUCUGGGGUUGCUGAAGUUCUUGCACAGAGGGAACUUUGCCAGCAAUUCAUAUCUGGACUGCCCUUUUGGAUGGGAUUAGUAUAUGCCUGAUUCUCUCAGUAACGGCAUAAGUGAGUUAAAACAUGAUUGAGACCAGAGAGCUUGUUUUGUACCCUGUUCUCAUAUUCUGUUUUUGGUUCAAUACUUUUUACACUGCUUGUUAUGUCACCAUUGUCAUUUUUUACAGGUUGAAUUGCUAGAGGAAGGAACACCAGGAAAGCUAAAGGUUGUAGCAAAGUCAACAGAAGGCGACCAUAUUAUUGAAGAUGAAUAUAAUACAGUAAGGAUUCUUCUUUCUUUUUGCUAUUCUCAGAAUUUGAUACAGAGACAAAUUGUUAGUGUUCUAUUAGUAGCCAUUCCAGAUUACAUUUCAAAUUUGUCAAAUUGACUAACUUAUUAUGCAGGGAAAUAUUUCCUUGCCUGACAUUCUGAAAGAAAACAUUCCCUGCCAUUUGCUAGUCCAUUUAGAGGCGCUGCUUCACAUGGCUCAGCAUAUCACAGGAAUCUGAAACCUGUGCCAUAUUGUGUUCAGGAUUGGAGCAUCAUGGGUAUUAUUGCCUGCAACUGCUGGAAUGGCAAACAUCCACCAUCACCCAUCCUGGCAUUGUGCUUGUGCUGUUUAAGCAUUGUCUUUAUUUCUUACAUAGAUAAGCAAUUUGUGCAGGUAACUGCUUAGAAGCGCAAACACCCUUUGUGUCCCUUUUUGUUUCUAGUUUUAAGUAAUAGGUUUCUUUUCCUACAGGUGUUAAUUGCAGUGGGGAGAGAUGCGUGCACAAGAAACAUUGGCCUAGAGAAGAUUGGUGUUAAAAUUAAUGAAAAGUAAGUAGAUUUGAAUCUUCACCAUAUAGUGGGUUUUCAAAGGGACUCUGAAUUAAAGAGCUCCUGGCUCCUCCUUUAAAAUGUACAUAUCUGUGUUUUUGGUAUGUUUUAUUUUUUCAUAAGGUGGUUUUUUUUUUUUAUAUAUAUAUAUAUAUGUGGUGUGUUUAAUGAAUAGAUUAUUUUUAAUGGAUUAAUAUACUGUGACUGGGAAAAGCACAAUACACCGCUUUGAAUAUAAAACGUUGAGAGAACUGUACAUAUUUAAUAGUCUCAAUGCCUUUUCAGAUCAGAUGAAAGCGAUUUGCUAAUUCUUUACAUAGGCUCCUUCUGCCUCAGAACUAUACACCUGUAAUCACACAGAAAAGCAGGAAAUUUAUUUGCAUGCUGGACUAUCAAUACUUUUUUUGCCUAAUUAUUUUCUGUAACUUUUUCAAAACUUUUAUUUUAAUGAUUGUGGAAAACACUUUUUAUUAUCCUACAUGGUUUUUCUACCUCCAGGAAUGGAAAAGUGCCUGUCAAUGAUGUGGAAGAAACAAACGUGCCUUAUGUCUAUGCUAUUGGGGACAUCUUGGAUGGAAAGCUUGAGCUGACUCCAGUGGCAAUCCAGGCUGGUCGUCUUCUGGCCAGGAGGUUAUAUGGCGGCUCCACUUUGAAGGUAGCCUGUUGAAAUAUUUUAUUGCUGUAUCAAAACAUGUCAUGGGACAAAAUUAAACACCUUUUGACUGUUUUUUAUUUUUUUUUCUGGCAAAAAUGUUUUGUUUGGGAGCCCCCUGCCCUGGUUUUCGUGUCUUAAUUUGAAUAUAGCCAUACCAUGGUCGUUACUGUUUCCUUUACUUUAACAAUCUCCGAAGAAUAUAUAAUCACUGGUUAAAGCAGGUGGGUCACUGCUGAAGGAGAACUACGGUAAUGCAUUGACCAGUCAAGAACUUGUUUUUAUGCUUUAUAUUGAGUGAUAGCAGGAGAGUGCAAGGGGGUGCGUUCGAUAUUCAGUGUGUGACUAGACUUGUUCACUGUGAAUGCUUCAGAUUUAAAUAUUAUAGAGUUCUGUACAGUUAAAAGGUUAAAAAAAGUAGUUAUUUUGCAACUGGUUCAGACAAACACAUUAUUGAAUGGUGAUCAAAAGUGCCUGCAAAACAUAAGAUGUAUUCAGAAUAGGAAAUGUAAAUGCUUUCCGCAAUAGUCCCACCCAGAUCCACAUCUAGUCUCCGUGACCUUAAUUCCCUGCAGGAUGCUCACUGUGCUACAAGCCUACAGGAAAUGGCAGUAUGAGCAUUCUGGCACCAGGGCUUAUUUAGUCAAAGAAACACAUACUUUCAACCUUAACUGGUUAAAUUGACCUAUUUUAGAGCCAUAACUACACUUGUCCCUCCACUUGUUUUCACAUAAUCUAACAGCCAAUGAUCUGUUUUUUGCAGUGUGAUUAUGUUAAUGUUCCAACAACUGUGUUCACUCCUCUGGAAUAUGGCUGCUGUGGGUAUGCAGAGGAGAAAGCCAUUGAGCUUUAUGGCCAGGAAAACCUUGAGGUAAGAUCAUCUCUUGAUAAAAUGUCCCCCCCCCACAAACCCAUUUCAAUAAUAAUGUUAAGAAGUCUGUCAGUUCCAAAAAGUGCCCUAUCAUUCACUAGAAAAUCAGAGCCUGUUCUAUUUAACUUAAAAAAUAAAUGCAUACAAUUAUUUACCCAUGUUUAUACACUGAUUAUAUCGUAACAAUGGCACCUGUCAAGGUGUGGGGUUUAUUGGGCAGCAAGUGAAGUCAGAUGUUGAUUUUCAUGGGUAAGUGACUUUUUUUUUUUUUACAAGGGCUAUAUAGUGAUGGUUAGAAGACUGGAUCGGAGCAUUUACAAAAUUGCAAGUCUUGUUGGGUGUUCCCAGUAUGCAGUGGUUAAUAACGAUCAAAUGUUGUGCAAAGGACAACCAGUGAAAUGGCCUGAGGGUCAUGGACGCCCAAGCUCGUUGAUGAAUGUAGGGAGCGAAGGCUAGCCCAUCUGGUCCGAUCAUGCAGAAGAGCUGCUGUAGCUCAAAUUGCUGAAAAACCUAAUUCUGGCCACAAUAGAAAAGUGUCAACACACAGUGCAUCACAAAUUCUUGCGCAUUGGGCUGUAUAGCCGCAGACUUGACCCAUGAUGACAACUACCAAAAGUGGGGAUGUUGGCAUCAGAACUGGACCAUGAAGCAGUGGCAAAAGGUUGCUGAAUCGCUUUUUAUUUUGGAUCAGAUGGAUUGCUGGGUGCGUGGUUUUGUAAAAAAAAUUCUUUAUUUUUUGGGGGGUGAAGGGGAGGAAGGUUUUACCUGGGGAAGAGAUGGGGUAGCAGCACUAUCGGAAGAAGGCAGGCGGAGGAAGUGUUAUGUUCUGGGCAAUGUUUUGCUGGGAAACCUUGAGUCCUGGCAUUUAUGUGGAUGUUAUGACCUGUACCACCUACCUAGAGAUUGUUGCAUUCCACAUACACCACUUCAUGACACUGGUGUCCCCCCCCCCCCUAAUAGCAGUGGCCUCUGAUGGCAGGGAUAAUGCAGCCUGUCACACAGCAAAAAUUGUUCCGGAAUGGUUUAAGGACCCUGACGGUUUAAGGUGUUGCCUUGGCCUCAAAAUUCACCAGAGCUCAAUCUGUGUGAUGUGCUGGAACAACAAAUCCAAUCCGUGGUGGCCCCACUAUUUUGCAGCUUGCAAUACUUAAAGGAUUUAAAGGAUCUGCUGGUAAUGUCAUGGUGCCAGAUACCAUAGAACACAUUCAGAAAUCUUGUGGAGUACAUGCAUCGACACAUCAGAGCUGCCUUAACAGCACGAGGGUGUCCUACACAAUUUUAGGCUGAUGAUUUUAAUGUCUUAUAAGUGUAUAUGCAAUGCUCCACCCGGUGAAAUGGAUUGUUUGUAUAAUGGAUUUUGUUUACCCUUUUUUAGGUUUACCAUACCCUCUUCUGGCCACUGGAGUUUACUGUUGCCAGUCGUGACAAUAAUACUUGUUUUGCAAAGAUAAUCUGCAACAAACUUGAUAAUGUGAGUGCUCUGUGUACAGUUUUUGUAUGCUUAAUGGUGGGUGGCAAACAUUGUCAGGGUUAUUAACUUAAGUGCGAAUUCACCUUAAAUUUGCAUUUCAAAUUUAAGGUCAUUAUUCCUGAAUUGCAAAAAUUCUCUAAGUCUGCUAUACUUAUGGUCUGGCUACUCUGUCCUUAAAUUUGAAAAUCACUUUUUAUUCACACUUUAGUUAAUAAUCCUGAACUGCAUCUGUUAACAAAUUUUUUUUUUAUUUUUUUUAAAGUUAAUCUCUGGGCUGCAUCCCCAUUGGUUAUCUUGUGUAAUUUUACCCACCAGUUAGACCUGCUCUGCGACUAGCUCAUGGUCACCUUUAUAUUCACCUUUAUAAUUCCUCUUUAAGGCAGUGCAGCAGUAUACCAAUGUCCCCAGCCCCAAGGGGAAUUCAUACUUUUAUUUACACGCCAGCCAAGUUCAUCUAGCAGGCUAUCUCGCUUAUAUCACUACCUAAUAUAAAUCUGAGUCACGUUAGACAUGCAGAGGGUGGAGACACUGAAUGUCAGUGCUGCACACUGCCCCAGGAAGCACCCUAGUAACCAUCUGAGGUAUAGCCAGUGGAGGUAUCCCUAGGCUGUAAUGUAAACACAGCAUUUUCUCUGAAAUAAAAGUUUGCUGUAAAAAGCUUGAAGGGAAUGAUUAUACUCGCGAAAACUACAUUAAAGGACCACUAUAGUGCCAGGGAAACAAACUCGUUUUCCUGGAACCAUAGUGUUAAUAGGUCCCCACCCCCAUGGCCCCCCUCCUGCCAGCCUCUAGGGAGAGGAUGGGGUUAAACUCCCACUUCCGCCGAUAUGCGCAUGCGUGGCAAGAGCCGCGUGCGCAUACAGUCGGUCCAUAGGAAAGCAUUCUCAAUGCUUUCCUAUGGACGCUGGCGUCUUCUCACUGUGAAAAUCAGUCAGAAGCGCCUCUAGCAACUGUCAUUGAGACAGCCACUAGAGGCUGGAUUAACCCAUAUGUAAACGUAGCAGGCAGGGUUAACCCUAGAUGGACCUGGCACCCAGACCACUUCAUUGAGCUGAAGUGGUCUGGGUGCCUAUAGUGGUCCUUUAAGCUGUAGUUGUUCUGAUGACUAUAGUGUCCCUUUUAACAUUUCCAGUUAUCAUAUACAAAGAAGGGUAAAUAGGAAUCGUUCAUGUAUCAUUUUACAAAAUAGAUUCCACUGUACUCCCAUGGAAGUUACUAUUGCAUAAUGUCCUCUUCUGUGGUAGGAACAGGAUGUGUUAAAAUACUCUGCAGUGAGAAAUCUUUACAAAUUGUUUCAAAUACGUAUUUUAGUAUUUUUAAGUAUACCACACCCCUUUAUAAUAAAAGACUUUGCAAAGUCUAAAACCAUAAAUUGUGUCAACAAAAUUGUUGGGGAAUUUUGCAUUUUUCCACACACAAAUAUUAACGCUAACUUUGGCCAGUGUUUGUGAUGAAGUGGCUACUAGAAAAAAAAUGGACAUUUGCAAUACCUUGGGUUGUCUUCUUUUGCAAAUGGUAUGCCAUCAUAGGGGUAAUUCUCAUUCCUGGUCUACCAUACGGUCUCAAAGGCAACAUAACCAAACGGGCAAAUUUCAGUCUGUAUAAACUGAGAAAUGGUAUGUGCUAUAUUUGACCCUGUAACUUUCCAAAACACCAUAAAACCUGUUCAUGGGGGGUACUUUUGUACUUGUGAGACAUCACUGAAUACAAAUGUGUUAUUUUAUUGCAGUAAAAGCAAACCGUAUUAUGACCUUGUCAGAAUACCAUGCAGAACUAAAAUAAAUAACACUUCCUCACAUUUUCCUAGAAUUUAUUCAUAUAAAAUUGUUUCAUAUAUGAAUAUUUGAUUUGAAAUGAAAGCCCUGUUUCUCCUGAACAAAAUAUGUAAUAAUUGUGGGUGCACUUCAUAUGAAAGAGGCAAAUUACGGUUGUAAAGAUAUAGGGUCAAAUUCCAGGUUUUGUUUUGAUCAUAACUUGUACAAUUGCCUCCGUCCUUAAGGGGUUAAAAAUGCUAUCUGGGUACUUGUUUAAUUCUAAGUUGCAUCUAAUUGUUUUUAUGAUCUUGUCAGGAUCGAGUCAUUGGGUUCCAUGUUUUGGGACCAAACGCUGGGGAGAUCACACAAGGCUUUGGUGCUGCCAUGAAGUGUGGUUUGACCAAAGAGAAAUUGGAUGAAACCAUAGGCAUCCACCCAACAUGCGCGGAGGUGAGCAAUCUAAAGAAAUGUACAGAAAGUAUAUCCUUGUGUAGCUUCUUAUGGUUUACUUUAUAAAUUUAAAACAAGCAGUUUUAGUUAUUUCCUUGUAUAAUGGUCUCAUGGUGUAGAGAUUUCAGAGAAGUCAUACCUUGUGACUUAUUCACAAAUUGCUUUUUACUAAACUGUGUGUAUUUUUAACUUUUUUCAUUCUCAAAAGUAUUGGGACACACAUCUUAAUUAUUGAAUUCAGGUGUUUCGAUCAGACCCAUUGCCACAGGUGUAUACAAUCAAGCACUAACCAUGCAGUCUGCAUUUGCAAACAUUUGUGGGAAAAAUUAGUCGUUCUGAAGCGUGGUACUAUAAUAGGAUACCACCCUUGCAAUAAGUCAGUUUGUGAAAUUUCAUCUGUUAGAUAUUCCAUGGUCAACUGUAAUUAGUAUUGAAAAAUAGUGUUUUGGAAUAGCAGAAACUGGGCCAUGAAGCGCAAGUCCGCGUAAAGUCAGAGCAGUGUCUCACCUGAAGCACAUAGUGCAUAAGUCACCAACUCUCUGCUGAUUCCAUAGCUGAAGAGUUCCCAACUUCUGCUGGCAUUAAUAACAGCACAAAAACUGUGUGGUGGGACUGGAGCUUCAUGGCAGAGUAGCUGCCGCAAGCCUCACAUCACCAAGUACAAGGCCAGACGUUUGAUCGAGUAGUGUAAAGCACACCGACACUGGAGUAGUGGAAACAUGUUCUGGGGAGUGACAGAACGUGUUUCUUUGUUUAGCCGUUUGGCGGAUACCGGGGGAAUGUUACCUGACUUCAUUGUGCCAACUGUGAAGUUUGGAGGAGGGAUAAUGGUAUUGGGCUGGUUUUCAGUGAUUGUGUAUCAGUUUGGGAAAGGCCCUUUUCUAUUCCAGCAUUACCCUAGUGCACAAAGCACAGUCCACAAGACAUUGUUACAUGAGUUUUGUAUGGAAGAACUUAACUGGCCUGCACAGAGCUUUGACCUCAACCCCCAACGAACACUAUUGGGAUGAACUGGAAUGGAGAUUGCAAACCAGGCCUUCUCAUCCAAUAUCUGUGCCUGACCUCACAAAUGGUCUACUAGAUUAAUGGGCAAAACUCCCUACAGAAAUACUCCAAAAUCUCGAAUGUAAUAGCCGGGUGUCCCAAUACCUUUGUCCAUAUAGUGAAAAAUGUUACAUUUCUUUUUAAACUAAUCUUUCUAGUAUGCAUGUGAAAAGGAGGGAAAAAAAACGGUGUUCAUUCAGCAGCCUUAAACCGUUGGGGUUUUGUCUUUUUGUUUGCAUCUCAGUCAAACCUCAUAUGACCUGCUCAUUGAAUAGAGCCAGCCACCACAUGUAGAUAUAAAGAACUAAAAUUAUAAUAAAGGUUAAUCAAUAAUCAGCUGAGGUCUUGACAUAAUUGUUGGUACAGUUAAUGAGUGAAAAUGGGGGUAGUAUUAAGAAACUCUAGUACUUCCCAGCUACAUAUAGAUUUUCAUGACUUUUUUUGAUAUUGCUCUCAAUCUCUUUAUUUCUGAUACUUUUUCAGGUGUUUACAACCAUGGAUGUUACCAAAUCUUCAGGAGGUGACAUAACUCAAAAAGGCUGCUGAGGUUAAGCCCUGCUGUUCUCAUUCCCUGGAUUUUGUGCCUCUGUUGUUGGCCAACACAAUAUUUAAGUUAACUCAGGAAAAAACACUAUUUUUCCUCUGCUAGGAAACCUGCGACUCCUGUAAGGUUGAUAUACUAGUAGAACAAUAAACUUCAGUUGGUGAAAACUCGUUGGCUAGCCCAGGGGUAGAUGUUCGGGGCAAAAAGAACAGCAGGGUAACUGCAAAUUCUGGAUCUGAACCAGGUUAAAGUGAAUUGUUUUCUCAAACUGCUUUUUAAUGAAGUCUUUACUCGUCACCUCUAAUAGAGGAGAGUUCUGACUGAUCACUUGGCUCAAUUCGGAUUUCAUCUUCCAGCUCUCAACUAGGCAUCUGGACCGUAUUUCCUCAUGACUACCCACGUCUGCCGACAGAGCAGCACUACAGUUCUUGUAGACUACUCAUGAUAAUGUUGCCUGUCUGAUUUUUUUUUGUUUGGUUUGGUUUUGUGUUUUUGUUCUUUACUCCCUCUGCCCUCUGUCUACAGUUUUAAUGUAGUAUAUUACAAAUGACUGUACAUACAAGAUAUUUUGAGAAAUGUUUGUAUAGACUAGCCAAACAUUCAGACAUUAAGGAUGCUGCUAUUGCAGUGUGUAUUGUAUCUGGUCUGCAACAAAGCUUUGCUAGUGCUGCCUGGUUGACUUUUAUUUAUCCAGACCCAAUCAAAUGAAACGACAGGCUAUUUUGUAUUUCACGUAAAAUAUCAAGUCAAAACUGUUAGUCUCUAAUUCUUAAUCCUUUUGGUACCCCAUGAAAGUGUGAAUUGUACAGACUUGCGGAAUUAUUCCAUAAUGAAAUAAUUUAGUGGGGUUUUUUAAUUGGUACUGUUUUUAAAACCUCCUUUGAAAAUGUUGCUGUUUAGUAGAUCAAUGUUAAAUACUUUAUUUUCACUCCAGUAAGUUGGUUACACAGCCCUCAAAAGAGAAAGUAAGUAAAGUAACAGAAUUAUUUGUAACUUUUAUAAAGCCAUUUUCUUCCAGUGCCAUUAAAUUUAGGGUUGUGCUUUUUCCCCCCCCCCCCCCCCCCCCCAUAUUUCUCCUUACUUUAAAGCUUCACUCCAAACUCUCUCCUCUGUAGUUUUGCUACAUGAUCAAGCUGUCACCUAUUUCUAUAUCAUAAAUAAGAUUUUGGCUGCCCAGAUCUGAUGACAGGUUUAAAUAUUACUGCACCUUUAAGACAAAUGUUUUCUAAGCCAUUCAUUUAUGAAUGAGACAGUCUGCAUUAGAAGUUGACAUGUACCCUUUGGAAAUGAUGCAGACUCAAAACUGUGUACCCUGUUCUCCAAUGUCUGUACAGAUCAAUAAAAUACAUUAACUUAUUAAGAUGUUUUCUGUUCUGUUAUUCAGUGUUCCCAAGUUGAUAACGUUUAUAAGUGGGGAAGAAACAGACUUUCUCUUACAUGGAGCUGAAUCCAGAAGAGGAUGAGAACCUGCAUUAUGACUUCCAAAGAAAAAAAAACUUCUUUAGAGAUGUUUGUUUUUACUAGACUAAUUUAGGAAGUAGAAAUAGCGUGGGAUAUGUAUAAAUAAUGGCAUAAUCUCAAACAAAUCAUUUUAUGCAUUUGGACAUACUGUUGACUGUCAGUAUAAUCUGUAUAAAGAUGUUGAAAUGGGCUUUACAUAAGAAUAUAAAAAUUACCUUUUGCCUUUACAUUGCAGCUCUUCAUUCAGUGCAGUUAAUGCAGAAUGCAUCUCUUGUUUUUUUUCUUUAUUUUUCAGUGCAUAUUAGUUUAACAUCUGCGCGUGAGGUACACCAACGGCAAUCCUCCAGCGUAUUUAAUAUAUGGCUAUAACAGUUGGGAUUUCUUGCGUACAUGCACCAUUUUAUAAUUGUUAGUUAAAUUUCUAGGCUUAAGCACAUUUUAGUUGUACAAUAAAAAUAUUAAUGAAAAGGCCUGGCUAGUCACAUCUGUCUCGCUAACAGUGUAUAAGCUAUGCAUUAACAGGAGGUUGAGAGACAUGCUAAGCUAAGUAAUAAAAAAAUUAAAUUGUAAGAUGUUGGGGUGCUUAGCUGACUAGCUUGAACCCCACAGGAGAUAAUCCUUUUAUAUUUUUAUUUUUUAAUAUGCAAGUGCUGGCACUAAUUGAGCUGUUUUAGACCAGGGAUGCCCAACGAGUAGAUCUCCAGAUGUUGUAGAACUACAACUCCCAUGAUGCUUUGCAUGCCUUUUAGAAUGUAUUUAUCUUGACAAAGCAUCAUGGGAGUUGUAGUUCUACACCAUCUGGGGAUCUACCUGUUGGGCAGCCCUGUUUUAGACAUUUUAUACCCAUCUGCAGAAAUCUUUGAGGGUUGGUGAAUCUACAACUGGUAUAGGCUGUACCAUUCUUGGGCACCAUUUUAAUAGGAAAAAAGGGCAAUUUCUAGUAGGGGUGGUACUUGCCCAAUUUAGCGUCAGUACCCAUGUUUCCAUGGUAUGUCAACAGAACAAGUAAUCGUGCUUGUCUUUAACAUGGCAAGUUGAAUGACCUUCCAACCAUUGUGUAGAAAGGUUAAUGAACUAAUCAUUUCGUUAAGAUUUGCACUGUGGCAGAGGCCUCUAGACACACCUCAGCAGCUGUACUUACAUUAAAUGUAACUUUGUAUUCGGGACUUAUAUACACAAAUGUAAAAGGGUG